UAUCUGUUGGAUUUAAAAUUGCUUGUUAUAUAUCUAUAUGUACAGCUAAUACGUAAAGCUUUAGCAAAAAUGGAUCUGAAUAAAUUCAAUGGUAAUGAAGUUUUGCCAUCAUCGCCUACAGACAGCAUUUAUCUGGGAGCGGAGUUCGAUAGCUUUGAUGAUUUCGAAGUUGCUUUCAAACAGUGGUGCUUUAUGAAGGAUUCUAAAUAUUCUAUUCAGCAUAGCCAAACGAUUACGGACAUUAAUAGCAGACGCAUAAAACGUGACGUGCCAUUAUACGACUCUAAGUUUCGAUAUAAAACUGCUCGGUAUGUUUGUGUGUGUAGCGGUUCUCCGAGAACAAAAUUUCGAAUAGGAGACGGAAAGACGAUAAGAAGAUCAGCAAAGCAGGGAUGUCCUUCAUUUUUAACAAUAACUGUUGACAAAUGUCGAAUGGAUAAACUUGUUGUUAUUAAAUUGAACAGAACCCAUAAUCACCGUGGACUCAGUGACGUGAAAUAUUGUCUUGAUGGAGUCCUUAGCAUGAAUAGUUUUAACAGAUCAUUUGAUUCAAAUAUUGACCGAUCUUUGACUCUUGGAUCAGAAAAGAAUAUUCCAUCGAUCAAAGAGGAAAGUGAUGUCUUUGGAGCAUAUUCUACGUCAUCAUCUGAAGAUGCUUUUCACCCCAGAGAAGAAAUAACACAACAAAAUGAAGUUUUUAACACUGGUUCAAGUACGCCAUAUAGUAAUAAUAAUCCCGAUAUAACUUCCCAAUUGAGAAUAGAAAGGGUGGCACAUGGAAAACAAAUUUUUGAACGAGAGUCUGAAGAGUUGAUUCAUUCUUUGAAAAGAAAAUAUCCAGAAAUAAAUGACACUGAUUUGAAUUCUAAUUGGACAAGGGGAACACUAGAAACGAACGUGAAUCAAGCUCUUAAGUUUGUAGAAGAUCAACCAAAACAAGAUGAGGAAGAUUUAUUUUGCCGAGGUCUCGCAAUGAAACUCAGAACUCUUGAUCCGCUUAAAAGAUCACAAAUCAAACUUCAAAUUCAAAUGUUGCUUCAUAACAUACAGUUUUCAGAAUGCCCAGUUUCGUUUGACAACGGAAUUAAUUUUGGGCUUAAUUCUUGAUCUUGCUUGGUUGCUGCUCAGAAAAAAACUUGCCCACUGUACAAGGAUGUCAUAUUGGGCAUUGACCAUGAAAUAUUUGAAAUCUCAGACUACUUAGUAGAUCUUGUAUUCGAGUGUGUGUAGCAUGGCUUAGUUAGUAGCAGGGUGACCAAAACAAACAUUUUAUUAGUUUUUAAAAUUAGUUAUAUUUGAUAUAUUAAAUCCCUAUCUUUGAGAAUAUUUUAAAAUCUAAUUUCAUUCUACUAUUUUAAACUGUUGAUACUUGGACCAAUAGUAGUCAUUUUUUGGUAACACUGGAAAAGUGUGUAUCAAAAAUUGGUUAUAUUCGAUAUAGCAAGUCUUUGAUUUUAGUGAUAGUUUGGAAUAUUUCAAUACUAAAUUUUGUUAUUUUAACUAUUGAUACCUAAUAACCAGAGACCAAUAGUAGAAUUUAUUCACUUUUUGUCACAGUAUAAAAGUGAAAGCCAAUGUUUAUUUUGACUGCCAGAGAAUCUCCCUAAUUUGCUCAAGCGCACUCUAUCAGCACUGCCAUCUUUGUUUCUGAUGAAUUAAUCAGGCAAAGAAAGUCUAUAUGUCAUUCAUGGCCUAUGAAAACAAUAUUUGACAUUGAUGACAUAGCCUAUAAUGUUGACUUGCACAAAUUACACCGUUCUAAAACAUUUUUGUUCGGAAUAUUAAAUAUUUUGGCAUCUGCCAUCCCUGGUUUGUAGUAGAUUUAAUCAUAACAGAUAUUUGCAAUCAAUGUACAAUGCGGUGGUACAAGCAUGACUUGUUUGAAGCUUUGUUAUGAGUAAAGGUACAAUUGGACAUUUCAAAAAUAUAAACUUUGUUUUUUAAAAUAACCAAUAUCAGCUUUAACUGUAUUAAUAAAGGGUGAAACUUGAAAAAGCUGCAUUACGCAAAUGAGUCUAAAUAUAUUUUUGAUAAACAUCUAACUUUUUUUUGAAAUAUUGCUUCUAUCUAAGAUUAGAUAGAUACUGGGUAAAACACCAACUCCGCCAUAAUGUUUCCAAUUUCUUUUUUUUUUUGAAUUUCAGCAUUCUUUUUUCUUGAAACCCUGUUAUAGCAUUGGCUCACUUGUUACUAAUAAGGACUUUUCGUUUCACAAUAAAACCUCAUUCUAAUGAAAGAGUACCUGACCUCUUUAGUGUUCCCAAACUUUAUAUUUUAUUUUACCAAUUUCGUUUGCACUGUAUUAAUUGUAACUAAAAUCAGUGUUUUACUGCUUCAAUAAACAAUCAUGUCAAAA
This is a messenger RNA of Styela clava, 2356 nucleotides long. RefSeq lists its product as uncharacterized. Lineage: Eukaryota; Metazoa; Chordata; Ascidiacea; Stolidobranchia; Styelidae. Gene Ontology annotation, molecular function: DNA binding. The record is from RefSeq and is a predicted model, not a curated record.